UGGGGAAUAAAAUCACUUGCUGAUCAGGAAAGCCUGAACUACCAACAGGUAAAUUCCCUUCUAAUCUCACGCCCAUACACACUGACUUCCUCUCUCCCUCAUACUCCUGCCACAUGCACAAGAACAGGGGCUUGAACCCAAAUUUAUGCAUUUAAGGAAUUUAGCCAGCGCUGUUUGUCCCCAUUAAGAGGGGUGGCAAGCGGAGAUUGGGCUUGUGAUGAGAUGCAGGAUUUUAAUGGAGGAGUGGAGAGGUGGGAUUUGAGAAGGAAUUGGGGAAAUUGGAGAGGUGGGGAGGAGGUUUUGGGGGAAAUUUUGGGGUUUUGGUAGGAAGUUGAGGUGUUUUGGGUGGAUAGGAGGAUGGGGUCUUAGGAUCAGCUGGUGUUGUUUUGAUGGAUGAAUUUAUGAAUUGUGGGGAGAAAGGUUUCAGGGUGGUACUGUUUAGAGACUGAUGGUUGCUUAUUAAGAUCUAAGCUAAUCAGGUGAAAAGAUACAAAGGAGAACAUACAAUAUUGAGAAGAUAGUCAUGUUAUAAUCAAUACAGCAAAAAGUACAAGCUCAAGUUCAGAAGAUAUUAAACACAAAAGAAUCAUUCAAAAAAAGAAUAGGACGAAGAGGAAAUUAAAUUCCCACUGUGUUAUGAAAGUCUCUUCUCUAAACUCAAAAGAGAAGAAAAAUAAUGAGAAUUUGAAGAGAAAAUUUAACACAGAAGGUUCUAUAUACCCUUCAGCGCCUUCAAAAACAAUGAAGAGGGUGUCCUUAAAGGCUAAUAAUUCCACCCCUUUAUCAGCCACUGCACAUAAGCUACCUUCCUCCUUAUCUUUGUCUACUUCUGAUGAUCUUACCAAACAAUUCAUAUCCGAAAUGAAGGAAGGGAAAAGGAAGGUUAGAGGCAAGCGUAGAACUUUUAACAGCAAGAGAGAGCUAAUGCGCCGUAAAAAUACAGUUAAAGAGGUGGGACUUGAGGAUUAUAGAGAAUAUUGAAAUGAAUUGAAAAAAUCAAAGAAAAAUAGAGAAUUAUUUGUGGUUUAA
Messenger RNA from Moneuplotes crassus, 1029 nucleotides. NCBI's taxonomy places the organism in Eukaryota, Ciliophora, Spirotrichea, Euplotida, Euplotidae. The record is from the annotation of a GenBank genome assembly.